AUGUCUGAAAGACCAAUUUGCAUUGCUGAUUUUGAAAAGUUUGCUAAGAAAUUUCUUCAAAAGUCUGUGUACGAUUACUAUAAGUCUGGGGCUGAUGAUCAGCAAACCUUAGCUGAAAAUGUAGCUGCAUUUUCAAGAUUAAGACUAUACCCCCGGAUGUUGAAAAAUGUGUCAACCUUGGACCUGUCAACUUGUGUCUUGGGAGAGAAAAUCAGUAUGCCAAUAUGCAUUGCAGCCACUGCCAUGCAGUGCAUGGCUCAUGCAGAUGGGGAAAUUGCAACUGCUAGAGCCUGUAGGUCAGCAGGAACAGGGUUGAUGCUGAGUUCAUGGUCCACAACAUCUAUAGAAGAAGUUGCUCAGGCAGCUCCAAAGACAAUUCUCUGGUUGCAGCUGUAUAUUUAUAAGGACCGGCAGGUCACCAGGUCUUUGGUGCGUCGGGCUGAAAAAGCUGGAUACAAAGGCAUUUUUGUGACUGUGGACACCCCGUAUCUCGGAAAACGCUUAGAUGAUGUACGCAACAAGUUUCAUCUGCCUCCGCAUCUCAGAAUGAAAAAUUUUGACACCAACGAUCUGGCAUUUUCAUCCGAAAAGGGUUAUGGUGAAAACAGCGGUCUGUCUGUUUAUGUAGCAGAGGCAAUUGAUCCAUCAAUCAACUGGGAUGAUUUGAAAUGGCUCAGAGGACUGACUUCAUUGCCCAUUGUUGCUAAAGGAAUCCUCCGAGCUGAUGAUGCUAGAGAAGCAGUAAAGCUUGGCGUAAAUGGGAUUCUGGUAUCAAAUCAUGGCGCACGUCAACUGGAUGGUGUUCCAGCUACUAUUGACGUCCUACCUGAAAUAAUAGAUGCGGUGGAAGGGAAAACUGAAGUAUUUCUAGAUGGUGGAAUAAGAAGAGGCACAGAUGUUCUCAAAGCCCUGGCUUUUGGGGCCAAAGCAGUCUUUGUAGGAAGGCCUGUAAUCUGGGGUCUUGCCUACCAGGGCGAAGAUGGUGUGAAGGAAGUUCUUCAGAUAUUGAAAGAAGAGUUCAAAUUAGCAAUGGCGCUCUCUGGUUGUCCAAGUGUAGAAGCAAUAGACAGAACAUUGGUACGGAGAGUUCAGUGGGAAGCUUCCAAGAUGUAG
This is a messenger RNA of Protobothrops mucrosquamatus (brown spotted pit viper), 1113 nucleotides long. RefSeq names its product hydroxyacid oxidase 1 (gene HAO1). NCBI's taxonomy places the organism in Eukaryota, Metazoa, Chordata, Lepidosauria, Squamata, Viperidae. The coding region runs from base 1 to 1113 and encodes 370 amino acids. The transcript has 8 exons. Gene Ontology annotation, molecular function: FMN binding; oxidoreductase activity. The record is from RefSeq and is a predicted model, not a curated record.